AUGGCGCCAACAACAUCAACAACCCCGUCGUCGUCACACGAGAUCGAGUCGUUCGUGAUCAAGACGCCGUGCUCGAGCGCCAACAUUGGGCCCGGGUUCGACGUCAUCGGCCUGGCGCUGUCCAUGUACCUGGAGCUGCACGUCACCAUCGACCGGAGCAAGGCUCAUCAUCAGUGUCAGUACCCGCUCAACUGCCGCAUCACGUACGAGGGCGAAGGGGAGGGCACCGACGAGAUCAGCCUCGACCCGGAGGUCAACCUGCUCACGCGCGUGGCCCUGUACGUGCUGCGCUGCCACGACCAGCGCAGUUUCCCCGCCGAAACGCACGUGCACAUCAAGAACCCGAUACCGCUCGGCCGCGGGUUGGGAUCGAGCGGCGCCGCUGUUGUGGCGGGCGUCAUGCUUGGUAAGGAGUGCGGUGGGUUGCAUCAUCUUACGGGGGAGAGGUUGUUUGAUUUUUGUUUGAUGAUUGAGCGUCACCCGGAUAAUGUCGGCGCGGCCCUCUUCGGCGGGUUCGUCGGCACCUACCUCAAGCCGCUCAAGCCCGAGGACGUGGCCCGCAAGGAAAUCCCCCUGAGCGAGGUCCUCCCCGCGCCGGCAGGCGGUGUCGACACGGGCAUCAAGCCGCCCGAGCCGCCCGUCGGCAUCGGCCACCACAUCAAGUUCCCCUGGGCGCCCGAGAUCAAGGCCGUCGCAAUCAUCCCCGAGUUCGAGGUCCCUACGGCCAAAGCGCGCGAGGUCCUGCCGGCGCAGUAUCCCCGUCCAGACGUGACCUUCAACCUGCAGAGAAUAGCGCUGCUGCCCGUGGCGCUGGGCCAGUCCCCGCCCGACCCGGAGCUCAUCUACCUGGCCAUGCAGGACAAGCUGCACCAGCCGUACCGGCAGACGCUGAUCCCGGGGCUGACCGAGAUUGUCGAGUCCAUGACCCCCACCACGCAACGCGGACUGCUGGGCGUGUGCCUGUCGGGCGCGGGGCCGACCAUCCUCGCGCUCGCGACCAGCAAUUUCGGCGAGAUUGCCGACCGCAUCAUUGCAAAGUUUGCCGAGAACAGGAUUGCGUGCAGCUGGAAGCUGCUGGAGCCGGCUGAGGGCACGACGGUGGUCAGGGUGUAG
This is a messenger RNA of Canariomyces notabilis, 1113 nucleotides long. Its product is annotated as putative homoserine kinase. Gene Ontology annotation, biological process: L-threonine metabolic process. The transcript has 3 exons. NCBI's taxonomy places the organism in Eukaryota, Fungi, Ascomycota, Sordariomycetes, Sordariales, Chaetomiaceae. Bases 1 to 1113 code for a protein of 370 amino acids. Gene Ontology annotation, molecular function: homoserine kinase activity; ATP binding. The record is from RefSeq and is a predicted model, not a curated record.